Molecule: messenger RNA, 4739 nt
Organism: Acinonyx jubatus (cheetah)
Lineage: Eukaryota; Metazoa; Chordata; Mammalia; Carnivora; Felidae
Gene: PTPRN2
Product: protein tyrosine phosphatase receptor type N2
Exons: 23
Coding region: 422-3247 (941 amino acids)
Biological process (GO): protein dephosphorylation
Cellular component (GO): secretory granule
Molecular function (GO): protein tyrosine phosphatase activity
Source: RefSeq, a predicted model, not a curated record
CUGUGUGUAUCUGUCAGCGUGCGUGUGUGUUCUGAAGCUGGAGGGGAAUCUGUGGAUAGAUGCAUAAGGGGUGUUCCCACCUUCACAGCUGGUCUCUGGGUGGUCAGCCAAGGGAGCAGUUUGAGCAUUUUGGAAAUGCCGCCUUUGUUUUCAUGGAGAGGGGGGAUACCACCAUCAGAGCUGAGCGAUUCCGGCUGUAAGCUCUGGGCACCAAGAUGGACUGCUUCACGGGCCCGCUUCACGGGUUUAACUGCCUGGCUUUGGAGUCGCACCUGGUCUUGAGGCCGUUCACGAGCUCGACUGUGAGAUUGCUGUGUGAACAAAUCGACUUUGGAGCCGUGCCCAGCCUGCCAAGGGAGAGGGAGGCUGUUUGUUCGAGGAUGGCCUCUGCAGACCAUCUGAGACCUGCGUGAAUGAUGGAAUGUUUGGAAGGUGCCAGAAGGUUCCAGCAGUAGACACACACCGCUAUGAAGUGUCACCGGCGGUUCUGCAGCACCUGGCAGCCACCUUGCAGAAGCUCUCCCGAACAGGCUUCACAUGGCAGGAUGACUACACCCAGCACGUGAUGGCCCAGGAACUCUUGAACCUUCCCUCCCCGCAACAUCUGGACGCCUCCAGCACAGCCAGAACCUCGAAGCAGAGUGUGGAUGAGGACAGGAGGUCCAGUCUGGAGGACGACGGUGGUCUGGCCAGGGCUGUCCAGCGCUACCUGCCAUACCUGGAGGCCCUGUCCCAGGCUGUUGCUCCAAACGUGCGCCUCCGCACAAAGCACAACAGGCCGCCAGCCCAGGGUGAGGACCCCCUUGCUGACAGCAUGCUGACCUUCAUGGCGCAAACGUCUGCUCUGACCUAUGCUCCUGGCCCUGGGGCAGACUACCCUGGGGGCCACCCGCUGCGGACCCCUGGCAGGCUGCAGCCUGACGAGCUCAGCCCCAAGGUGGAUGGCAACGUCAAUAGGCAGAAACUGAUCGCUGCGCUGGGCGCAUAUGCAGCUCGGAAGCCCCCGGCGCCCCACGGGGAAGGUGACCCGUGGCCACGAAACCCACUGCAUGCACCGUGGAAAACACCAAGGGUCCUUUCGGCGCCGGUGGAACCCCGGAAGUGGCCUUCGCCUCCAGGAGACCCCAAACUGCCCCAGGCCAUGAGCGAUGAAACACUUAUCCAGAGUCUCCUGAAGGACCUGGGAGAGCAGCCGGACCUCGGCGAGGUGGCCCGCGCGAUUGCCUCCGCCAUGCAAGCUGUGGGGGCAGAAGGGGAGCCGCGAGGUGCCGAGAAAGGAGCCGCGGGAAAGCCGAGAGAGUCCGACGUUGGCCGGCAGGGUGGAGGCGUGCCAGAUGACAGAGUGCCGGACGGUGGAGGGAGAGCUUACGAAGAGGUCAGUCGUUUGAGCCUCGAACUUGGGGACCGCCUGCCGGACCCUGGGUCCCAACUCUCUCCUGCCGUACCCCCUCUUUCGGAGCCCUUCAAAAUGGAGGCAAAGAAAUCAGAGGCCGCCGAGGCCCCCCCGACUUGGGGGGAGGAGAGCGCCGGGGUGGAGGACGUGAGGAGUCAGACCUACUCCAAGGAGCGGCUGCAGAGGCCGCUUCCCGCAGAGCCCGGCACGGGCGGCUUCGGCGAGUUCCGGCCCUGGGUUCCCCGACCCUCGCAGGAAGACGCCCACCUCACGGCCGGAGCCCAGGGACGCCCCACGGAAGGCCUUCGGCUGGAGGUCAAGCCUUCCCAGGAGGACCACGGCUACAUUGUGACCGGAACCGACCCCCUGAGCCCAGAAAAGGGGAAGGAGCUGAUGGAGGGCGUGGCGCAACUCCUGGAGGUGCCGAUGAGUGUCUUCGCAGACAUCGUUGUUGUGGGCCCAGCGGUGACCUUCAGACUGAGCGCCAGUGUCCAGAACCUGACGACGGGAGAUGUCGCGCAGGCCGCAGUUGACAACAAGGACAAACUGGAAAAAGCAUCUGGACUGGAGAUUCUUCAGGCGGGAAGCGGGUCGAAAAGCAAACUAAAGCUCCCUCCACGCCGGGCAAAGCAAGGGGACUCGACCCCGUUCAUUGUGCUCACGCUGGUCUCCGUCGUGGCCAUGGUGGGGGUCCUCCUGGCCUCCGGCGUCAUCUACUGUCUCCGCCACACCUCCCGCGCCAGGCUGCAGGACAAGCUGUCGGGACCAGGGGACCACCCGGGCCCGGACGCCACGGCCGCCUACCAGGAGCUGUGCCGGCAGCGCAUGGCCACGCGCACGUCGGAGCGCCCGGAGGGCCCGCACACGACCCGCAUCAACAGCGUCUCGUCCCAGUUCAGCGACGGGCCGAUGCCCAGCCCUUCCGCCCGGAGCAGCACGUCAUCCUGGUCGGAGGAGCCGGUGCAGCCCCACAUGGACAUCUCCACCGGCCACAUGGUCCUGGCCUACAUGGAGGACCACCUGAAGAACAAGAACCGCCUGGAGAGGGAGUGGGAGGCGCUGUGUGCCUACCAGGCGGAGCCCAACAGCUCGCUCGUGGCCCAGAGGGCAGAGAACGCACACAAGAACCGCUCUCCGGCAGUGCUGACCUACGACCACUCCAGGGUCCUGCUGAGAUCAGAGAACAGCCACAGCAGGUCGGACUACAUCAACGCCAGCCCCAUCAUGGACCAUGACCCCAGGAACCCUGCCUACAUCGCCACCCAGGGACCCCUGCCCGCCACCGUGGCCGACUUCUGGCAGAUGGUGUGGGAGAGCGGCUGCGUGGUCAUCGUCAUGCUGACCUCCCUCUCGGAGAACGGCAUCUGCCAGUGCUGCCACUACUGGCCAGAUGAAGGCUCCAGCCUCUACCACGUCUACGAGGUGAACCUGGUCUCCGAGCACAUCUGGUGUGAGGACUUCCUCGUGAGAAGCUUCUACCUGAAGAACCUUCAGACCAACGAGACGCGCACCGUGACCCAGUUCCACUUCCUGAGCUGGUGCGACCGCGGGGUGCCCUCCUCCGCGAGGUCCCUCCUGGAUUUCCGCAGAAAAGUAAACAAGUGCUACAGGGGCCGUUCUUGUCCAAUAAUUGUUCACUGCAGCGACGGCGCGGGCAGGAGCGGCACCUACGUCCUGAUCGACAUGGUUCUCAACAAGAUGGCCAAAGGCGCUAAGGAGAUUGAUAUCGCCGCGACCCUGGAGCACUUGAGGGACCAGAGACCGGGCAUGGUCCAGACAAAGGGCCAGUUCGAGUUUGCGCUGACGGCCGUGGCGGAGGAGGUCAACGCCAUCCUCAGGGCCCUCCCGCAGUGAGCCGCGGGGCGGGGGGGCCCCCGGCCGGGAGGCGCCGGCACCCGGAAUGACACAACUGCCUGGUCGGUGCAGUUUACCGGUUAAAAUGCGCAUUUUCGUUCAACCAAAUCACAGUAAGGAGAGAUCUGUGGAAUCAUGCGAUUACAGGGGGCAAUCACUUUAUCCGGUUUCACUUUCCUGAAAGAAAACCCUUUUCCUGGAAGCACACAUUCACAUUCUUAAUUGCAAACAGCGUCGUCCUAACGAUGCAGCAGGCUUCGCACUCCGCACGGCCUCUGAGGGCUGGCUCGUGACCUGUGAGUCUGGAGGGCGGCCGGCUCUGCAGGGAGGGGGCCCAGACGACGCGGGCAGGGCACCAGGCAUGGCAGACACACGUGGCAUUUGUCUCUGAGACGCUGCUCACCCAGAGGAGCCACCAGCUUCUUCGGGAGUCAGAGCAACAGUUACUAACAUUCAGCAGCUGUGGGGCAAAUAAUAAGAAAAUCGUCACCGAAUCUCGGUUCUGUUCCCACCCGGGCUGCUUGACGCCCCCCCCCCCAACUCCAAGGUCCACGGCCCAUCUCUACCACCCACCCCCAGGGGCCAGCAGGGGCCUCCAGGGGCAACCGCUUUCCCGCCUGGGGAGCCACACUUUUAAUUUCAAAAUACGGAUUCACACGUCGCAACAGCAGGUGCAGCUGAAGAGCACUCUCCCCCGGGACAGCCGGAAUCUGGGAACAGUCUGGCAGGUCCCAAGCUCCCGGUCCCCGAGGAGCGCUCUAGCCCCCCAGCAGGCACCUGUUCCCCCCUCUCAGGGGAUGUCCCGGGCCCUGCCGGCAUCCGGAGAGCACCUGAGCACCCGUUCCUAGAAGGACUUGCGGGGAGACGGGCAUUUUAAUCUGUGUGAGCUCAUAGCAGCAGGGAGCAAAGUGGCAGUGCUGGCCGCAGGCCCCCCGGUCGUCAGCCCCCCAUCGCCUAGGUCGGACCCUCGUGUGACACACACGGGCGUCCAGAGGCGAUCCGGGCUUGCCGGAAUAGCACUUGACCGUGAGGUCUGCCACCGUCCGCCCCCGGAAACGGGGCUCAUCUCGCUGAACUCGGAACGAUGGAAUCCAAGAAGGGGCGCAGACAGCUCCACACUGUUGGGCUCCAUCUAGGAUUCGGCGUGAGCGCAUCCCCGGGCCCCCCCACGCCCUGCUUCGUGCACACCGCCCUUCCCGUCCCAAUGGACACUGCAUCCCAGAAACGGUCGCGCUGGGAGAGCGGCCUCUGGCUGGGGAGGAAGACGCCAACACCGUUGUGUCUGUAUGUGGUCCCGUCCUGUCGCCCACUGCAGUAGAUCUGUGAUGUGUUUGCCUGUCCGGAAUCUCAAUAAUGAAUAGAAACCAAUUUAUCUGAAUAUAGGAAGCAUAUACCUACUCGUAAUUUCUAAUUCUUAUGUUUCAAGAGAAAUCCUCCAGUGCGAGAUAUAUAAAUAUAUUUAACGGUGUCAGAUUAAACUUUUGAUUUCACA